Messenger RNA from Trypanosoma theileri, 669 nucleotides. RefSeq names its product putative surface protease GP63. The record is from RefSeq and is a predicted model, not a curated record. Bases 1 to 669 code for a protein of 222 amino acids. The transcript has a single exon. Gene Ontology annotation, cellular component: cytoplasm; membrane. NCBI's taxonomy places the organism in Eukaryota, Euglenozoa, Kinetoplastea, Trypanosomatida, Trypanosomatidae. Gene Ontology annotation, molecular function: metalloendopeptidase activity. Gene Ontology annotation, biological process: cell adhesion; proteolysis.
AUGAUGAAUACGGUACAUUGUGAUGAUAACGGUGUACUGACGGUAAGAAAGAAGAGGAUCCUUCUGGAGCGAGUCAUUCCCGCAGCAAUUAAACUGCACAGGGAUCGUCUCUCUGUUGUUCCGGUGACAGGUACCAUUGUGGUGCCAAGGAAGAACAUAGGGUACUGCGAUAAAUUUAACAUCCCUGAGGAACACCACACCACUGGGCUGAAGGGUGCCGAUUUAUAUCUCUACAUCAACACUGUGCAGUCAUGGUUAUUGGGGUGGGCAAGUCCCUGUGCAUUUUUGGAUGAUGGACGCCCUAUUCUUGCUGCUAUCAACCUGAGUCCCACCUAUAUAGAUGCCACAGAAUUAUAUGUUCGUGCAGUUGCACAUGAGAUUGCACAUGCUCUUGGUUUUAGCAUCCAUAACUUUCUCAAACGGAACAUGACGUCUUCACUUAUUGGUGUACGGGAGAAACCUAGAGUGAUAGUCAUAAAUACUACGAGGGUGAUGGACGAGGCAAAGAAGCAUUUCGGAUGUCAAGACGUCUUUGGACUGGAGUUGAAGAGCGAGUUUAUUGAUGGGUUGGGUCUUUCACACUGGGAGCAGCGUACCUUGAAGGAUGAUUUGAUGUCCCCUAANGUUGCCUCUGUUUGUAAAGAGUGGCAUGGCAUUACAGUGAUGUAG